Molecule: messenger RNA, 1681 nt
Organism: Odocoileus virginianus texanus
Lineage: Eukaryota; Metazoa; Chordata; Mammalia; Artiodactyla; Cervidae
Source: RefSeq, a predicted model, not a curated record
UAUUUGUGACUCAGAACUUACUCAGCAUGUGAGAAUUCACACUGGUAAGAAACCCUAUGAGUGUAAGGCAUGUGGGAAGUCCUUUAUUCGUGGCUCACAUCUUACUCAGCAUCAGAGAAUUCAUACUGGCAAAAAGCUGUAGGUAUGUAAAGAAUGUAGAAUGGCCUUUAUGCAGAGUUCACAUCUUUCUCAAUAUCAGAGACUUCAUACUGAUGAGAAACCCUACAUAUGUAAUGAAUGUGGAAAGUCCUUUAUUCGUGGCUUUCAACUUAUGGGACAUCAGAGAAUUCAUACCAGUGAGAAACCCUAUGUAUGUAAUGACUGUGGGAAAGCCUUUCGUUAUGAUUCACAGCUUUCUCCACAUUAUAGAUUUCAUACUGGUUACAAGCCUUAUAAAUGUAAAGAUUGUGAGAUUUUCUUUAUCCUUGGCUCACAACUUACUGAACAUCAAAGGAUCCAUACAGGUAAGAAACCACAUGAAUGUAAGCAGUGUGGAAAAUUGUUUAAUUAUGGCUCACAGCUUGUUCGACAUCAGAGGACUCAUACUGGUGAGAAACCUUAUGAAUGUGAAGAAUGUGGGAAAUCAUUUAUUUGUGGUUCACACCUUGCUGAACAUCAAAGAACUCACACUGGUGAAAAACCCUAUGAAUAUAAAGAAUGUGGAAAGGCCUUUGCUUAUGGAUCACAACUGUCUCAACAUUAGAAAAUUCAUACAGGUGAGAAUCUCUAGGAAUGUAAGCACUGUGGGAAGAUCUUUAUUUUGUGCCUCACAACUUAAUCUACAUCAGAUUUUUCAUACUGGGAACCAUAUGAAUAUAAGAAAUGUGGUAAGACUUUUUUAUUUGUAGUUCACAGCUAAUUUACUAUCAGAGAGUUCAUACUGGUGAGAAACAUUACAAAUGUAACUAAUAUGGGAAGGCCUUUAAUUGUGGAUCACAACUUAACAUCAGAGAAUUAAUUCUGGUGAGAAGCCUUAUAAAUGUAAUGCAUAUGGUAAGGACUUUAGAUGUCAUUCACACCUUACUCAACAUCAGAAACCUCAUAAUGGAGAAAGACUGUGUGAAAAAUUAAUUUAGUAAAUCCUUUCCAUGUUUAUCGAUAACAUUCAACUUUGGAAUAUCAGAAAAUUCAGAUUAUUAAUAUGAGUAUCCUUUUUUAUUUAAACUCAUGAGUAACUCACCUUCAGAGAAUUCAUAGUUAAAAGAGGCUAGAUUAAUAUAAGUGCAGAAUUACUUUCCAUCGUAUUUCAAUCUUUGCUAGACAGUGAUUCAUAUGAAAGCUCAACCCUAAAAGGUAGGGUUCUCUUGUUCAGCAUCAUUGUUUUGUUCAGUAUCAUUUGAGCUCCACCAUUUACUGUCUGGGUGUUUCUUUGGGAAAGUUACUUAACCCCAGUUUGUUUUAGUUUCCUCCUUAAUAAUACAUUGAUAUCACAUAUGUCAUCAUAGUUUUCUGCAGUUUAAAGGAGUAAAUACAUAUAAAGCCUAUAGAAAUGUGUCCUACAUAGUUAAUGCUUAGUAAAUGUAAAGAUUACUUUUAGUUUGUGUUUUAAUCAUACUACAGAAUUCAAAAGAGAAGGAGACUUUACAAAUACAGUGAGAGUGAAGUGUUAGUUAUUCAGUCGUGUCUGACUCUUUGCAACCCCAUGGACGAUAGCUUUCCAGGCUCCUCUGUCCAUGGAAUU